Molecule: messenger RNA, 1100 nt
Organism: Malurus melanocephalus (red-backed fairy wren)
Lineage: Eukaryota; Metazoa; Chordata; Aves; Passeriformes; Maluridae
Gene: IL17C
Product: interleukin 17C
Exons: 3
Coding region: 203-769 (188 amino acids)
Biological process (GO): inflammatory response
Cellular component (GO): extracellular region
Molecular function (GO): cytokine activity
Source: RefSeq, a predicted model, not a curated record
UCCAGGUGUGUGCACAUCACCUGCCCGGCCCUAUAAAAAGGCGGCGGCGGCGGCGGCGCUGCCACUCGGCCGCCUCAUCCCUGGGGCUGCACUUCCCAAAGAACCCCCCAAAAAAAAACUUUGGCGUGUUUUCUCCCCGUAUCUGAGCGUGUUSCCCGCCCUCCCCUCCCAAAUUUUGGCGUGGUCCCUCGACACCUGGCUGAUGGGCUGGCUGGCUGUCCUGGCUCUGCUGGCGGCUCUGGGACCGUGCCGGGGGUUGCGUCGCCCCGGGGGUGGCUCUGYCCACGCCGCCGUGCGCUGCUACAGCGGGGCCGAGCUGGGGGACGAGGCUCCGGCGCAGUUCCUGGCKCGCAGCCUGCGCUGGGACCGGCUCCUCCCGGUGCAUUUGGUGCCGCAGCUGGAGCGCUUGGAAGCUCGGAGGCUGCGGCGGCUCCGCCCGCACGGCUGUCCCGCGCUGUCCCUGCGCACCGGGCCCCGCAGCGAACCCCACGAGCGCUCCAUCUCCCCGUGGACCUACCGCAUCGACGAGGAUGAGAACCGCUACCCGCGCAAGCUGGCYUUCGCCGAGUGCCUGUGCAGCGGCUGCGUGGAUGUGAAAACCGGCCGGGAGACGACAUCGCUCAACUCGGUGACCAUCCACCAGAGCAUGAUGGUGGUGCGGCGCAAGCCGUGCCCGCGGCCGGGGGCGCUGGGGAUGUUCGCUCUGGAGGUGGAUUAUAUCCGAGUGCCCGUGGGCUGUACCUGCGUCCUGCCCCGCACGGUGCGCUGAGCCCGCGCCGCGCCCGCGCAGCCCCGAACCGUGACCGUGUCACCGCCCGGCCCCGCCCGUGCUUGUUUUAGAGCACCCUCCCCUCGUUAUUUAUGAGUUAUUUAUCGGCCUUGCUGCCGGGGGGGGUUUUGUACCCCGUAUUUAUUGCUGACCCCCUCGGCCACGGCUGUGACUCCGGGCUGGCAUCGCCCCGCGGUGCUCGACGCCCCUCGGUCCGACCCUGCGAGCGCUGCCCGGGCGCUCGCUGGUUAUUUAUUCCCCCAAAAAAGCUAUUUAUUGUCUCCUCUCCCUGUGCUAUUUAAUGCUGCGAAUAAAAGCAAACAACGCCUGG